Molecule: messenger RNA, 3592 nt
Organism: Mugil cephalus (flathead mullet)
Lineage: Eukaryota; Metazoa; Chordata; Actinopteri; Mugiliformes; Mugilidae
Gene: mc2r
Product: melanocortin 2 receptor
Exons: 3
Coding region: 1381-2292 (303 amino acids)
Biological process (GO): G protein-coupled receptor signaling pathway
Cellular component (GO): membrane
Molecular function (GO): melanocortin receptor activity
Source: RefSeq, a predicted model, not a curated record
CAUUUUCCCCCAUGGGUUCAUCCGACCUUAAGUUUAAUGACAUCAGAAUAUUGACCGUGUGCUGCACACACAGAUACACGCGCACACAGCGAACGCAGCAAAUUCAAUGAAACUUAGACUUUAACCGUUUACGCCGCCUGUGGAGAUUUCCUCUGUCUGUCAUUAUGUCGUCAAUACAUCUUUUCAAAACUGCGAACAACGGAGAUGCCAAACUGAGCAGCCGUCAUUGCUGUUGUUAGGAGGAGCUCUUAUUUUUUCGUGUACUUAUCCAAAGUGAAAGCAGCAGGUUGGACAUCCAGAUGGACCUUAUGGAUCAUGUGUUCUUUUGAAGAUGGUAAGGUCAGAGUCGCUUUGGACCAAUUCAAAGACACAAUCUUUGCUCUGUUGCUCGGGCCCAAUUUUAAGGUGAAGCAUCAAGAGAACAUUUGUACCAAGCUCAAAGAAAAAACAGGCAGGAUUGGAUGGAUGGAGCUCAAAAAGAAGAGGAUUUAAUACAACUGCGGUCCUGUGUAAAGUCCAAGACAAACACUCAGUCUUUAACACACAAAAAAUAUCAGUGGAGAGGCAGAUGUGGCCACAUGACUGGAGAUCAUGAGUGAGCUGUGACAAAUCCAUCGCCCCUGAGUGGAGAUCUGGAUGUCGGCACGUCCAACAGACGCUUCCUGAAAAAACAGAGCAGCUUCAUGCUUUUGCUCAAGUGAUUAUUGGAGGAAUUAGUCACAGUUCAUCAGCUGAGACAUCAUCUUAGGUCUGAAGUCCUGCUCGAACGCACUGAGCAUUAAUCAUUUGUUUUUCUCUUAAUCUUUUGUCAGAAAUAUGUAAAAGUUUCAGUCAAAACUUUCAUUCAGAAAAAAAAAAUCUUGUUUGGUUCUUGUCAAUAAAUUAAGUCUUUGGUUUUUACACACUUUGAGAGAGUCAUUCAGAAGCUGCAAACUUUUUUAACUUAAUCUUGAAAACCAAAGCUAAAACUUACAUCGAAGCAGUUUUAGAAAGUUGACAUGUAUCAUGCUACUUCAACUCAAAUGAAAGUUACACUAACAUUACAGCCACAUGCACAGCCCUCAAUGAUAUUUAACUUACUAUUUUCAUAAAUGUCAGACUUCUUUUUCCAUUUUUCAGCACAUUGCGGAUUAAGUUAGUCCAUAGAUCUGUUUGUUCUGAAAGGCAGUAAUGUCAGAUAAUGUCACAGAAUGAAAGCUGCUUGUUAUUCACAGUUUUAAUAACGGUGCAGAUAACCUCUGAUAUUUUAGGUUUUUUAUUAACUGACAAAGCGUGUGGUAUAUUCCAUCAGUAGUGGAUCAUAGUUGUUGACUCUAGCAUAACAAUACUUAUUUUUCUACAUAAGGAUUUAAUCUGGAAAGAACACAGUUUUGCCCAACAAUGAACACUUCCUCACUGAACCAGUCGGACUGCCCCGAGGUGAAGGUCCCCGUCCCGGUCUUCUUCACCAUCGGCGUGGUGAGCCUCGCCGAGAACUUCCUGGUUGUGGUGGCCGUCAUACGGACCAGAAACCUACACUCGCCCAUGUACUGCUUCAUAUGUAGCCUGGCAGCCUUCAACACCAUCGCCAGUCUCACCAAAACCUGGGAGAACCUGAUGAUCGUGUUUGCCGACGUGGGGCGGCUGGAGAAGAAGGGCUCUUCUGAGACCAAGCUGGAUGAUGUGAUGGACUCCCUGCUGUGCAUGUCGUUUGUGGGCUCUCUUUUCAGCUUCCUGGCCAUUGCCGUAGACCGUUACAUCACCAUAUUCCACGCACUCCGAUACCACAACAUCAUGACAAUGAGGCGCACCGGGGUUAUCUUGGGGGUCAUCUGGACGACGUGUGGGGUGCUGGCCGUGCUCAUGGUGAGGUUCUUCGCCUUCAACUUCAUCAUGAUCUGCUUCGUCGUCUUCUUCUUCGUCUCCUUGGCGAUCAUCUGCUUCCUCUACGUCUACAUGUUCAUGCUGGCGCGCAUCCACGCCAGAAAGAUCGCGGCUCUCCCCGUCGCCGGUGGGGGCAGGUGUCGUCACCACUGGAGGUGGGGCAGCAACAUGAGAGGGGCCCUGACUCUCACUAUCCUGUUCGGAACAUUCUUGGUGUGUUGGGCCCCGUUCUUCUUCCACCUCAUCAUCAUCAUGGUGUGCCCCAUGAACCCAUACUGUGAGUGUUAUCGAUCACUGUUCCAGCUGCAUGUGGUGCUGCUGAUGAGCCACGCCCUCAUCGACCCGGCCAUAUACGCCUUCCGCAGCGCCGAGCUCAGGCACACCUUCAGGAAGAUGCUGCUUUGUUCAGACUGGAUGUUGUGCUCAUAGAGAUGAUAUAUUUAACAAUCCAUCAAGUUGGAGUAACCUUGUUCUUUAGAAACAUUUAUUCCUAUUUAUAUAAAUCACAUUGUGACAAUCACGUCACGAGAAGAGGUAAAAAAAUAUAUUUUAUCCCAAAUUUAUGGGCAACAGUGUAUUUAUUUUUUAUAUCAUUAUUUAUUCACUGAGAGAACGCAAGUCCAUCUUUACCUGAAGACGUCUUUAGAUCCUUUGGGUUCGUCUAUAUUCACACACAUAUCUGUGCUGUCACUGAGGCCCCAUUCAGAGCUUUAACAUUCAUCCUAUUGCCUCCAAUUACUGACCUGGUAUUAGCUGUUACAGCAGAGGUUUAUGCCUCUGCGGGACUAGAUGCCAUAACCUAUGCACAUAGCGUGUGCUACGUCUGGCUAACUACGUAACAAUGAAACGCUAGUUGCCGCUGUGUCUUUUUUGACAGCUGGGGUUCAUUUCUGUUUCUGCAUCCGGCUGCAUUUUCAACAAUGGAGACAGAAAUUUUCACCGAAGUCAUACACACGUUUCUAUCUCUCUAACCUCCUCCUUGAACUUUUCCUCGUUGUGUUCCCGCUUUAAUGAUCCAAAGCAAUCUUUCUGAAAACUGCAGGGAUGGAGAAGAAGUAAUACUUAUGUAUAAAUGCGCUACUACCAAGAAGACCAGUAACAUCUCUUGGGGACUUUUUUGGGGAGGUGCAUGUCAGGCUAUGGCACCAAAUUGACGGAGCAGCAGAAAACGCCUGUUAAGGUUUAUUAUCUUCAUGGUUGAAUGAAAACACAUCUCUGUGUGUUCCUCUGUAUAUAUUUUGUCCUCGUUAAGUAACUAGCAUGUGUCCAUCCGAGGAUAUGCACGUGUCAUCCUAUUGAUUCCACUUUACCAAGUGUCUCUAGUAGUCUCUAGAAAACCUCUUCAAAACUCUGACAUAUAUGACAUAUAUCAUGGUACUUAAUAUUGAUUAUUCUUUUAAAAGGCGACCUGAAAGUAACUCUACCAUUAUAUCAACAUCCCUCAAUAAUAUUUAACUUGCCAUUUUCAUAAAUGUCAGAGACUUUUUCUGCACAAUGUGGAUUGAUUUAGUCCAUAGAGCUGUUUGUUCUGAGAAGCAGUAAUGCCAGAUUAUGUCAUUGAAGUAAGCUGCUUAUUAUUUUAUUAUUAUUAUUUAUACUAUAUUAAUAACAGUGCAGAUAACCUGUGAUAUUUUGGGCGAUAGAUGAAACUGUUUUACUAGUCAGUUUUAAUUCUACAGGUCCCUAAUUAAUUUUUUGAAAUGUUAAAUGUUUUUUAUUAACUGACAAA